Molecule: messenger RNA, 609 nt
Organism: Neltuma alba
Lineage: Eukaryota; Viridiplantae; Streptophyta; Magnoliopsida; Fabales; Fabaceae
Exons: 1
Coding region: 1-609 (202 amino acids)
Biological process (GO): shoot system development; root development
Source: RefSeq, a predicted model, not a curated record
AUGGCAGCCAUUGAGUCAGAUUCAAAGAUCUCUCUACACGUACGCUCUAACAGCUUUCCUUCUGCACCUCACCCCCUUGUAUCACAACUUGAGGAGCAUCUGAAGAGAUUGAAGUCCUCUGAAUCUGCAACUUCAUCUUCUUUAAGUCACAAACUCAAUGGCUUGCAAGAUUUACAUGAAUGUACUGAUAAGUUGCUUCAACUAAACAUCACCCAACAAGUCCUAACACGAGGUUGCAGCCGAGAGUGGGUUGAUGAGUUACUUGACGGGUCUCUAAGGCUUUUGGAUAUAUGCAGUACUGCUAAAGAUUGUCUUUUGCAAUCAAAGGAAUGCGUGUAUGAAAUUCAGUCAGCUAUUCGAAGGAGAAGAGGAGAUGAAAGUGCAUUCACAGCCGAAGGCGGAAAGUAUUUGGCUUCCAGAAAGAAUAUGAAGAAGGCAAUUCAAAAGGUGUUUGGAAAUGUUAAAGAAGUAAGACAUGAGUUCAAGUUUUCUUCUGCAAACAAGGAAAACGACAUGCUUAGCUUUGUUAAAAGGAGCAGAUAUGGUCACUUUCAGUACAUUAGAGUCUUUGUUGCACUUUAUCUCAGAACCAAAGGGACAACUGAAUGA